AUGGUGGCAGAUGCACAUUGAAGAAGUGCAAUAAAAAGGGGAUUGUUUUCAGUUGGGUAGGUCUGCGUUUUUAUUUUGCUUUCAAUAAGUUUCGAAUGUGAGGCCUGCCAGGCCACAACCACAACUUUCUCCUCUCUCCUUAGUAAUUUGCUUCAACGUUUGAAACAUAUGUUUAGACUUUAGAUAGAUGAUGAAGCCCCAUGAUCAUGCACCAUUAAUAUACAUGAUGAAUCAAAUGCAAGCAAUCAUGAUAUUGAUGCUGAAAGUCCAAGAGGGUCUCUGAGCAGCACCUUAAUUAACCCCACCCACCACCCCAUCCUCACCAUUAAUACUUUUAAGAGAGAGAGAGAGAAAUAAUAAAGAGAUCAGGUUUACCCCCCCCUAAUUACAAGUCUUUUUUCCAGCUCUAUUUUCUUUGUUUAUGUUACUAUUUGGGUGUGGUAUAUGGAAAAACCCAUGAAAGUCAGAUUUACUUUGUGCUGUUUUCUUUGCUAGUAAUGGUUUUCCUCCACUUUACCAAUUAUUUUCAUUCUUGACACUGAAAGAGAAAAAUAAUGGGUAUUGUUGUUGGCUGUUCUUGUUCUGCUCCUCCUCAUCCUAGUCAUCAUCUUCUCCUUCUUGGUUUCUUCUUGACCCUUCUUCUACAAACGUUUGAGGUUGAACCCAGCACCUUCAAUUACACAAGGUAUAGGAAAGUCAGCAGCUUGAGACUCCAAAGGAUUCAGAGACACUUGGACAACAUUAACAAGCCUCCGGUCCUCACCAUAGAGAGUCCAGAUGGUGAUCUCAUAGAUUGUGUCCAUAAAAGAAAACAACCAGCUUUAGAUCACCCCCUUUUAAAGAAUCACAAGAUUCAGAAAGCACCAACGAAGAUGCCAAGGGGUAUGAAGAGAGUAGAAGAGAAAGAGAUAGAAAUUAGGAGUGCAUGGCAAAUGUGGCAUAAAAAUGGAACGCGCUGUCCAAAGGGAACGGUUCCGAUACGGCGGAGCACGGUGCAUGACGUGUUGAGAGCAAAGUCUUUGUUUGACUUUGGAAAGAAGCAACGACGGUUUCGUCUUACUGGGCGCAGUGACGCCCCCGAUGUAGUCAGCGGCAAUGGCCAUGAGCAUGCGAUCGCAUACACUGGAUCAUCACAGGAGGUUUACGGUGCAAAGGCAACAAUAAAUGUGUGGGAACCUUCGAUCCAAGUAGUCAACGAGUUCAGUCUCUCUCAAAUUUGGAUUCUUUCUGGCUCCUUUGAUGGCACAGAUCUCAACAGCAUUGAAGCUGGAUGGCAGGUCAGUCCGGAGCUUUAUGGUGACAGCAGGCCCAGAUUAUUCACUUACUGGACGAGUGACUCAUAUCAAGCAACCGGAUGCUACAACCUUCUUUGUGCGGGUUUUGUGCAAACAAAUGGCAGGAUAGCCAUUGGAGCUGCCAUUUCCCCCAUCUCAUCUUAUGAAUCCAACCAAUAUGACAUCACCAUCCUAAUUUGGAAGGACCCGAAAGUAGGGAAUUGGUGGAUGAGUUUUGGUGAUGGCACAUUGGUAGGGUACUGGCCAGAAGGGUUAUUCACACACUUGGCCACACACGCCACCAUGGUGGAGUGGGGUGGCGAAGUGGUUAACACACGUGCCAAUGGCCAACACACCUCAACCCAAAUGGGCUCGGGCCACUUUGCUAAUGAUGGUUUUGGAAAAUCAAGCUAUUUUCGUAAUCUUGAGAUUGUAGACACCGACAAUAGUCUUAGCUCGGUGCACAAUAUCUUAACACUUGCUGAGAACACCAAUUGUUAUGACAUCAAGAGCUCCUAUAGUAAUGAAUGGGGCACAUACUUCUAUUAUGGUGGGCCAGGCAACAAUCCUCUGUGCCCAUAACGCAUGAUAUCAUAUCAUAUUUAAUAUUCUUCUUCAUCAUGACGUACCUAGCUUUAAUUUGGUUCUAGCACUAUUGUUUUUGAGUUAGUUCACGUCCAAGUAAUACCUUCGUGUUGUUGUUGCAUUCUUUGCUUGUACGUAAAUAUAGAAUUAUUGUUGUAGAGCCAUUUCCGUUCUUGUUUCUGCCUUCACUUUUUUGUUUUGUUUCCUUUGGAUGGAAGGGAUCGAAGGAAAAUGUAUGUGGUUGACGUUGUAGACUUGUAGUCAAUAAGCAAUUAAGGAAUAUCAGGACACAUGUAUUGUAUAUGGAUGCAUAAACACGAUUGGAAAAUGGUUAGAUAUUAUUGAAUGGCUUUCAUCUAUUAAA
Glycine soja is the source of this 2223-nucleotide messenger RNA. RefSeq lists its product as uncharacterized. The coding region runs from base 555 to 1856 and encodes 433 amino acids. The transcript is spliced from 7 exons. NCBI's taxonomy places the organism in Eukaryota, Viridiplantae, Streptophyta, Magnoliopsida, Fabales, Fabaceae. The record is from RefSeq and is a predicted model, not a curated record.